AUAUGUGUCGUGUACUACUAAUCACCAUUCACCAAGCAAGCAUAUUUAUAUGCUAACAAGAUUUUUUUUAGAGACGUACCCAACAUCCACAAAGCUAGCUAGCUAGAUCCUCCUCUUCUCUGCACUCUGCUAGAGCAAGCUCGAUCGAUCGAUCAGUGAUAUUUCCCCUUAUCCAAAUCCAGCACAAACCAACAAUAUCCAUGGAGGCCGUAGCAGUGCACGCCAGCUUCUCGUCCUACUCCCCUCCGGUGGUCGCCGGCGGCCGCGACGACGCCGGCAGCAGCAGCAGCAGCAGGAGCAUGUCCCGCCUGCCGGCUCGCGUCGCCGGCGCCGUAGCUCGCGGCAUCGUCACCUUCGUCUUCGCCACAGUGGGCACGAUCCUGGGGGCGAUCACCGGCGGGCUGAUCGGGCUGGCGACGGAGAGCGGCAUGGUGCGGGGCACCGGGAUCGGGGCCAUCUCCGGCGCGGUGGUCGCCAUGGAGGUCGUCGACUCCUCCGUCGCCAUGUGGUGCUCCCACGACUCCGGGAUCUGGAGCGUUCUCUACGUCCUUGACGUGAUCUGGAGCCUCCUGACGGGGCGGCUGGUGCGGGAGAAGGUGGAUCCGGCGGUGCAGAACGCGGUGGACAGCCAGAUGAACGCCGCCGACGCGCCCUUCAGGGAGAGCGCGCCGACGCUGGCGGAGAUGUUCGACACCGGCAUCCCCGGCGUCGCCGCCGCCGCCACGGGCAUGCCGGCGGACGCCAUCGCCGCGCUCCCGGUCACCACGUUCGCCGCCGCCGCCGGCGGCGACGACCGCGCCGGCUGCUCCGUGUGCCUCCAGGACUUGGAGGACGGCGAGCGGGCGCGGAGGCUGCCGGAGUGCGGCCACACGUUCCACCUCCGCUGCAUCGACAGCUGGCUGCUCAGGCACGCGUCGUGCCCCCUGUGCCGGCGCACGGUGGUCGCCGCCGCCGUCGCCGUCGACGACGUCGUCGUCGGCUGAGCUGGCGCGAGCUCGCAUCUGGUUGGCUCGUUCGUGGUUAAUUAGGCUUAAGCUAGAAGAUUAGUGAGAAGGGCGUGCAGUGCACGGCACGCCGCCGGCGACGGCGUGAGGAUCACGACUGACGUGCGUGUGUGUACCUACUACCUCACCUUCUUUUGAUACCUUGAUUCGUUUUGGCGUAGUACAUAUGUGUAGCGGAUACUUGCAUUAUACUAGUAUAUACACACACACUUGUAUGUAUUGUAGAUUUAUAUACUUGUACAUGGAGACCUUGUGAUUAACAUAAUAGAGAGAUCCAGAUUUUGUCUCUA
Messenger RNA from Oryza sativa Japonica Group (Japanese rice), 1294 nucleotides. Its product is annotated as NEP1-interacting protein-like 1. Lineage: Eukaryota; Viridiplantae; Streptophyta; Magnoliopsida; Poales; Poaceae. The record is from RefSeq and is a predicted model, not a curated record.